This is a messenger RNA of Coregonus clupeaformis (lake whitefish), 2635 nucleotides long. It is a transcript of the gene edem2, whose product is annotated as ER degradation enhancer, mannosidase alpha-like 2. Gene Ontology annotation, cellular component: endoplasmic reticulum; membrane. Gene Ontology annotation, molecular function: calcium ion binding; mannosyl-oligosaccharide 1,2-alpha-mannosidase activity. Lineage: Eukaryota; Metazoa; Chordata; Actinopteri; Salmoniformes; Salmonidae. The record is from RefSeq and is a predicted model, not a curated record. The coding region runs from base 112 to 1824 and encodes 570 amino acids. The transcript has 11 exons. Gene Ontology annotation, biological process: mannose trimming involved in glycoprotein ERAD pathway; endoplasmic reticulum mannose trimming; carbohydrate metabolic process.
CCAUGCCUAUUCAAUAUACUUCCUGUUAGCUAUCCCUAGUGUGUGGUGUUGUUGCAUUUGAUAAUUUAAUCCGUGUUUUUAGCUGUUAUCCUAGCUAUACCUCGUUUCUACAUGAUUAGGUUGCUGUGUACUACUAUUUUGUGCGUAAUUCACGUCUUUACAUUGAUCAGCAAUGCAAAAGGACAAGAGUUUACAGAGCUGGAGAUGGCACACUACAGAGAGAAAAUCAAGACCAUGUUUUACCAUGCAUACAACAGCUACUUGGAUCAUGCUUAUCCAUAUGACGAACUGCGGCCCCUGACCUGUGAUGGCCAGGAUACAUGGGGCAGUGUUUCACUGACUUUGAUAGAUGCCCUGGAUACAUUGCUGAUUCUGGGAAACCACACUGAGUUUCAGCGUGUGGCAACUCUGCUUCAGGACACUGUGGACUUUGACAUUGACGUCAAUGCAUCCGUUUUUGAGACAAACAUUCGAGUGGUGGGUGGUCUUCUCUCAGCCCACCUGCUGUCUAAGCGUGCUGGGAUGGAGGUGGAGGCUGGCUGGCCCUGUUCUGGACCCCUCCUCAGGAUGGCUGAGGACGCAGCACGAAAACUCCUCCCUGCGUUCCAGACCCCCACAGGGAUGCCCUAUGGCACAGUGAACCUGCUGAGAGGGGUGAACCCUACAGAGACCCCUGUCACCUGUACAGCUGGGGUGGGCACCUUCAUCCUGGAGUUCUCAUCCCUUAGCCGGCUCACUGGGGACCCCAUAUUUGAGGACGUGGCGCGCAAGGCCCUCCGGUCACUGUGGAAGACUCGCUCUGAGAUAGGACUGGUGGGGAACCACAUUGAUGUCCUCUCCAAGAAAUGGGUGGCCCAGGACGCAGGUAUAGGGGCCGGUGUGGACUCCUACUUCGAGUACCUGGUGAAAGGCUCUAUCAUGCUACAAGAUGAGGAACUGCUAUCAAUGUUCUUAGAGUAUGACAAGGCAAUUAAAAACUACACCAAAUUUGAUGACUGGUACCUGUGGGUCCAGAUGCACAAGGGAACAGUCUCUAUGCCUGUUUUCCAAUCACUGGAGGCCUUCUGGCCUGGGCUACAGAGUUUGAUCGGUGAGCUGGACAGUGCAUUGAGGACUUUCCAUAACUACUACACGGUGUGGAGGCAAUUUGGGGGACUGCCGGAAUUCUACAGUAUUCCACAGGGAUACACUGUAGACAAGAGAGAAGGAUACCCUUUACGGCCAGAGCUGAUAGAGAGUGCCAUGUACUUGUACAAAGCCACUGGUGACCACACAUUUCUGCAGCUCGGUCGAGAUGCUGUGGAGUCCAUUGAGAAGAUCACUCGUGUCCCCUGUGGCUAUGCCAGUGUGAAAGACAUCAGAGACCACAAGCUGGACAACCGCAUGGAGUCCUUCUUCCUGGCAGAAACCAUCAAGUACCUCUACCUCCUGUUUGACCCAGACAACUUCCUUCACAACAGUGGACUGGACUUUGAGCUGGGCACUGGCCCCAGUGAGGACUGCGUUUUGGGGGCAGGGGGUUACAUCUUUAACACAGAGGCCCACCCCCUGGACCCUGCUGCCCUUCACUGCUGCAGCCGCAAGCAGGAGGAACGCAGAGAGCUGCAGGACAUCCUCCUCAACCUAUCUGAGCCCCUCGCCAGUCCACAGGAGACCCAAUCACAGGAGACAGACAGUGAGACAGAGCCACCUGUCAUGGAUCCUUCAGAGAGUAUAGCACUGAAGCCUGGGACCAGCAGAAAAGCCCCUCUCCUCUCCUGCCCCAUGCAACCCUUCAGCGCACGGCUAGCUGUCAUGGGUCAAGUCUUCACAGACAGAACAUGACAAGGACUUACAGAUGUUUUCACUUUUUGAAGAUUUAACUUAAAGAUGGAAUCUGCAAUGGGGGGAAACAGCGCCACUGUCUGCCCCACGUCCGUUGUUUUUGUUUUGUCGACAAAGCAGAAGUGGGGAACGUUGCGCAUCAAGGUAAAAAAAGAAUUGCAGUACAUAUGCUGCUGUUCUAUCGUGGGGCAAUGAUGUCAGAGAAAAAAAAAAAAAUGUUGUUUGCAGUAACUUCUUUGUUGUAAUAUCGCAAGCGGACGUGGCAGUUUCACCAUUAAAGGGAUACUUAGGGAACCAAGUGCAAUGUUGGUCAUUCUUAAUCGGGACCAAUUUGAUUUAAACUGAUAUUUUACGGAUGAUAGUAACAGGAUAUACAGAAAGUUUGAGCUACUAUUUUUAUUUGACUAAUUUGCUAGCAGAUACCCUUAGACUUCCAGUCCUUGCACUAACGCUAGUUAGCACGGGCUCACGAAACUACCUCAAACUUACUUCAUUCUGGACACAGAGACAUAAAUGUUAUCCACGAGUUCAUCGGACUCUGGGGAAGUAGAUCAAUGGCCUUAUUGCCAAAAUCCUUUAGUAUCCCUUUAAGGAUUCCAGCUUUUGACAUUUUCAUAUGAACUCAAAAGUGAUGGAACCAAUGAUGUAUAUACACUGGAUUGCUGAUGCUAUGUAUUGAUGUAUUGGCCAUUGAAAGGCUUUCAAGCCACCGUUCGGCAAGUAAGAGUAGUCCUCCACAUAGGAAUGAAUGGAAUUCUACAGUAUUUCAAUUAAAUGUUUCAAGGACAAAAUUACAUGUAUUUAAGUAUAU